Molecule: messenger RNA, 564 nt
Organism: Aspergillus melleus
Lineage: Eukaryota; Fungi; Ascomycota; Eurotiomycetes; Eurotiales; Aspergillaceae
Exons: 1
Coding region: 1-564 (187 amino acids)
Source: RefSeq, a predicted model, not a curated record
AUGGGAACCGGGGUUGCAGUUCAGCGAUUGGUGGAAGCUGGUGCUGAGCUGUGGAGAAAGAAACCAUUGGGAUACUCACCAUUUAUGAUGGCUAAGAUGUACAAUCACGACGAGAUUGCAGAUCUCAUUCUCAAGCUAGGCCAGCCCUCAGAUUUCACCACGGCUACUGGGUUACCCACCACAGUCGAUAAGCGCAAUGAGAGAAAUAACUCAACUAGAGGAAGACUACUUGUACCAGAGGAUGGAUCAAAUAUCUCCCAGUCCAGACAUUCUCGUUUGAACCAGACUGUUCGCCAAGAGUUCGAGGGCUUUGAUAUGGGUCAAAAGAAGCCAUUCGAGCCGGAGUCGAUGAAGACAUCGAAGGAGAUCAAAAUAGCCGACAAUACAUGGAGGAAGAAUCAGCACUGGAUUCAUCUUCUCUGGGAACAGACUCCUUGGGUUAUUCUGACAACGCUAUUUUUCUUGAUCGCCGCCACUGCAGUGAUUAGGCCGAACUUCCGGAAGAUCGAAAGCAUGGACACGUUUUUAUUUUGUUUAGAAAUAUUCUGGGACAUAAGGGCCUAG